AUGAGUACACCAAUGGACAUUGAUCAACCUUCUGGCUCCAAAUCAAGCGGGAAAGCGAAAGAUACUGGAAGGAAACGUUUUGAAGUAAAGAAGUGGAAUGCCGUUGCAUUGUGGGCAUGGGGUAUAGAAUGUCAAGCAAAUCAAGCCUCCUCAACCAGUGAAGAAUGCACGGUAGCUUGGGGGAUUUGUAAUCAUGCGUUUCAUUUCCACUGUAUUUCUCGUUGGUUAAAGACUCGACAAGUGUGUCCUCUAGAUAAUAGAGAGUGGGAAUUCCAGAAAUAUGGUCGAUAA
This is a messenger RNA of Funneliformis mosseae, 291 nucleotides long. The record is from the annotation of a GenBank genome assembly. Lineage: Eukaryota; Fungi; Glomeromycota; Glomeromycetes; Glomerales; Glomeraceae.